Propithecus coquereli (Coquerel's sifaka) is the source of this 8138-nucleotide messenger RNA. RefSeq names its product calcium channel, voltage-dependent, beta 4 subunit (gene CACNB4). The record is from RefSeq and is a predicted model, not a curated record. NCBI's taxonomy places the organism in Eukaryota, Metazoa, Chordata, Mammalia, Primates, Indriidae. The transcript has 13 exons. Gene Ontology annotation, cellular component: voltage-gated calcium channel complex. Bases 259 to 1719 code for a protein of 486 amino acids. Gene Ontology annotation, molecular function: protein binding; high voltage-gated calcium channel activity. Gene Ontology annotation, biological process: calcium ion transmembrane transport; chemical synaptic transmission; neuromuscular junction development.
AGUCUGUGGUUGAGGAAGGGUUUUGCUUUUUAUGCUCUGUAUUGGGAAGGCAGAUAAAAUGCCAGGUCUGGACUGCCUCCGGGGAUAACCUCACCCUGUGUGAUGUGAAUGAAUAGCAUCUUGCCCGGUAAAUCCACAGGAAUUGAUAAGGCAGGCGCAGUUCUCCUAAACAGGCCUUUUCUCUUUAAGCUCUAGCUGUGGUUUCUGCAGCAAUUUUAUUUUUGCCUUGAAAGAGGUGCACUGGAUUAUCAGACCUCCAUGUAUGACAAUUUGUACCUGCAUGGAGUUGAAGACUCGGAGGCUGGUUCAGCGGAUUCCUACACGAGCAGGCCGUCUGACUCCGAUGUCUCUUUGGAAGAGGACCGGGAAGCGAUUCGACAGGAGAGAGAACAGCAAGCAGCUAUCCAGCUUGAGAGAGCAAAGUCCAAACCUGUGGCAUUUGCUGUGAAGACAAACGUGAGCUACUGCGGGGCCCUGGACGAGGAUGUGCCUGUUCCAAGCACGGCCAUCUCCUUUGAUGCUAAGGACUUUCUACACAUUAAAGAGAAGUAUAACAAUGAUUGGUGGAUAGGAAGGCUGGUGAAAGAGGGCUGUGAGAUCGGCUUCAUUCCGAGUCCGCUCAGACUGGAGAACAUACGGAUUCAGCAAGAACAAAAAAGAGGACGUUUUCACGGAGGGAAAUCAAGUGGAAAUUCUUCUUCAAGUCUUGGAGAAAUGGUAUCGGGGACAUUUCGAGCAACUCCCACAUCAACAGCAAAACAGAAGCAAAAAGUGACGGAGCACAUUCCUCCUUAUGAUGUUGUGCCAUCCAUGCGCCCGGUGGUGUUAGUGGGGCCGUCACUGAAAGGUUAUGAGGUAACAGACAUGAUGCAGAAAGCCCUCUUUGAUUUCCUGAAGCACAGGUUUGAUGGGAGGAUAUCAAUAACAAGAGUGACAGCUGACAUUUCUCUUGCUAAGAGGUCUGUCCUAAAUAAUCCCAGCAAGAGAGCAAUAAUUGAACGUUCGAACACCCGGUCCAGCUUAGCGGAAGUACAAAGUGAAAUUGAAAGAAUCUUUGAGUUGGCAAGAUCUUUGCAACUGGUUGUUCUUGAUGCAGACACCAUCAAUCACCCAGCACAACUUAUAAAGACUUCCUUAGCACCAAUUAUUGUUCAUGUGAAAGUCUCAUCUCCAAAGGUUUUACAGCGGUUGAUUAAAUCCAGAGGAAAGUCCCAAAGUAAACACUUGAACGUUCAACUGGUGGCAGCUGAUAAACUUGCACAAUGCCCCCCAGAAAUGUUUGAUGUUAUAUUGGAUGAAAAUCAGCUUGAGGAUGCGUGUGAGCAUCUGGGAGAGUACCUGGAGGCGUACUGGCGUGCCACCCACACAACAAGUAGCACCCCCAUGACCCCGCUGCUGGGAAGGAAUUUGGGUUCAACAGCACUCUCUCCAUACCCCACGGCAAUUUCUGGGUUACAGAGUCAGCGAAUGAGGCACAGCAACCACUCCACAGAGAACUCUCCAAUUGAAAGACGAAGUCUCAUGACCUCUGAUGAAAAUUAUCACAAUGAAAGGGCUCGGAAGAGUAGGAACCGCUUGUCUUCCAGUUCCCAGCAUAGCCGAGAUCAUUACCCUCUUGUGGAAGAAGAUUACCCUGACUCAUACCAGGACACUUACAAACCCCACAGGAACCGAGGAUCACCUGGGGGAUAUAGCCAUGACUCCCGGCAUAGGCUCUGAGUCUGCUGAAACACAAAAUAUUCAUCUGUUGACAAUUUGCCAUAGCACUGCUAGGAUAAACUAACCAUCUUAACUUGGCAAGCACAGCACAGUAUUCACUGUGCUUAUGGGCUGUUGUCAUUUGAUGCUAAGUAAGGGGCAAAAAAAAAAAAAAAAUGUACAUUAUGCCCUUGAAUCUAGAUGGAUAUUAGAUGCCCAAUCAUAUAGAUAUUUUUAACUGCAACAUUUCCAUGGUAACAGUACCUUUUGUUUUCUUCAUAGAUUUAGACACAUCGAUUUGUAAUUUAGGGUACUUAUCAAGGCACAUAUAAAAUAAUUUCCCAUGCUGGAAAUUCCAAAUGACCAGUUCCAGUUGGAACCAAUUUAUAAACCAAUUCCUGUUGGAAUUUGGGUGAAUUGACUAGAAAGUCUACUUGAGCAUGUUGCAAUCAAUUGAAAAAUCUGGGAAAAAAAAAAACCUAAUUAAUAAGAAAAUCAAAAUACCAAUAGAAGCCAAAACCAGCUAUGGUAUUUAUUUGCUGGAAGCUAAAUUUACACUAAAAGUUGGAAUGUAUAAACAUUUUAAUAUAUGUUAAUGUUUCCAGAGUGACUUUUCAAACUUACCAAAUGUAUUGAUAGUGCCAAAAAAACUCAGAAGUCUUAUUGCAGAAAUUAUAUAGUCUCCUCAGAUUUUAAUAUUUUUAUUUCUUUCCUGGCAUAGCUGUUGUAUUCAAAGUGUUUUGCUUUUUGUUUAGUCAGUACUGUUAGCUUGUUCGAAGUUGGCAAAAAAAAAAAAAAAAAACCUCUCAAAAUUUUUUCAGCAGUGAGAGACAGUAGUAAAGAGAAGCCCAGACAUAGCUGGAUAUAUGAAAUAGAAAAUGGGGUGUUGUUUCCUCUUUAACCAAUCUGAGCACAAUUACAUACAUCCAUGAAUGCGAAGUCAGAUAGUAAGGAUGUGGUAUUUGAGCCUCCCGAGUGCAAAGCUAAACAUCUCCAGAUGGGAAUUCAUCUAUCCCACUGAACACAAACAUGGGGUUAGGAUUUCCUGCCAGCACGAUUGAGUAUCUUUCCAUUGCUUCCCUCAGUCUCUGUCUUUGAAUAUCUGAAUGUUCUAGCCCUUCAUCGAAUUCUUUAAAUCAUGCUAGGGAUUUUUGUUUUACAUGGACACAUUCAACUUUGACAUUGAAUUGGAAGCGGUGUUUUUGCAAAAUGACUAAUUGAAAAAAGUUAAAACAAAUGAAUUUAAAAGCUUGCAGUAAAAAAUAAACUCAUCAAUUCAGAAAAUAUUUGUUCACUAAAAUUAUAGCAUUUUUAAUGCAGAGAAUUAUAAAGAAUUUGGAGAUUAAACUUCCUAAUUUCUAAUGCACAGUCUUCUUCAUCUAUUAAGUCUUCACAAUUUUUCCAAUGGCUAUAAUUAUGUAAUUGGUGACCUGUGUCUUAUAUUAUCAAGGAAGCAUUAGAUUCACUAUGAUCCAAGAAAUUAUUGAAAUUGACCCUUUUAUACAAUACACAAAUGUCUUUCCAAAACUACUUUUGUUUCUAAGAGUCCACAAUGCAUGGAUUUUCUAAAACCCCAAUAGGAUCAACCAUAAAAGUCCUUUUCUACUCCUACAUGUCAUGAAGCCUAUUUUUGAAAACGAUAAUAAUUAAUUUUAUACUAUCUUACUUUUUUCCCCAAGCCCUUCAAUAUUUAGGCUGUCAAAGCAUGCACCAGUUCAACAAUUUUCUUGACCAUGAAAAUAAGUUCCAUAUUCUUGAUCAGUUAAACAUAUCUUGAACCCCAUUACAACCUCACCGCAUGCCUGUCCUUCAUGUUCACUGUGUGUACCCCAUUAUGAACCUGUUUAGCUGAUAAUGAGGACACCUAUAAUUCUGCAAGUUAUUUCAAACAUUUGAUACAAUUAAAAAAUAUGGGCUAAGUAAAAUUUAAAAGUUAACAUGUGAUACUGGCUUGUGAGUUUCUUUUGUCAUCUAGUGAAGCUUAUAGAACUUUCAGUUAAGACAUUUAGAAGAGUUGUAUCCAUUAGGCACUUUAAUAAACAUAUAACCUGCCAUUACUGAAUACUUUGUUAGGACACAAGAGCAUUUUCCAGCAAACAAAAAUAUAUUUAUUAUAUGUACAGCACAUAUUUGCAUGAGAAAGAAAACAUUAGCCAAAACAUUUUUCUAUAUGCUUUACUGGUUUCUUGUUUGUGCGCAUUAAAGUAUUUAAUUGCAAAAAAUGCACCAAGGUGUAUAAAUUUAGACUAGACUGCUGUUCAGCUUUUUCCGUAGUAGCAUUAGCAAUUUGGUCAUUUAACUACUUUAAGGUAUUUACAUUUUAGGCAGGUAGCUGUAACAGCAUUUACAUAUAUUUCCUAGUCAUCAAGAUUACCAUCUUUCCUUCAACUUUUUAAAAGUCACUUGUUUUUAAACGCCUCUCUAAGCCUUGUUUCUACUCGUCCAUGUCAUGCUGAUAAAGAGAGAGGCUCAUUCAAUAUCUGUGCACAAAACCGAUCAUUUACCAUCAAAUGUCCAUACGUGUUUUGCUUUCCAUUCUUAUUAAAAAGCUAAUAAUCUUAGAAAGGGUAUAAUGUAUAUUUUCUUGAUGGACAUAUUAAUAUUUAAAAUUUUAUUUUAAUUUGGCAUAUUCUUUCCCCUUCUUUCUGUAAUAAGUUUAUCUUCUUCAAAUGAAUAAGAGAUAUGCAUCUUACUUUUUUUUAAAGCCUUAGAGUUUAUUGUGUAAAUGAUACUUAGAAUCCAGAUAUAUAUUAAAUAAAAAGUUUUAUUUUUGCCAAGCACACCAAGCACCUUUGGAAAAUACAUAUUCCACAAAUACUUUGUUUUUAAUUAAUUUCAUUUAAAGAUAGCAAAUGAUUAUAAGCAGGAGAAAAAAGUCUUAUACUAUUUUGAGGCUGUUUUUUAACCUAUAGUAUGAACCACAUAUUAGAAUUCUAUAAUUUCAGUCACAGACAUGUAACAACAUACAUAGACUUAUGUGACAAUGUAGACUCAUGUGACAAUGUGGAAAUGUAGUCCUGGACAAAAAAGAAUGCAAUUUGUCAGUCCUGAUGUUAAUUCUCAAGGCUAUAAUGGGACUCCAAUAUUAUAAUCAACAGUGUUAUAUUGUUUACUCUAAUAUUUCAAACAACACUUAGAAAUGUUUAUAAAUUACUGAUGAUUCUCUCUUAUCUUUAUACAGUUCUAUUGGAAAGAAAGUUGAAAUUGUUAGCAAUUUAGACUGAUGAUCUUUCCUAAUAAGAGAGUCUUGAUUUUGUGACUAUGUAAGUCAUUGCAUUUAGUCCUUAAUGAAAUGAAUUUUUUAAAUGUAAAACAAAUUCUGAGACAAUUAUUUGUUCCCUUUAAAUAAUUUGUUAUUUGCUUGAAUUAUUGUUGUUGUCUGCAAAAUGUAUUUUUGGAAUGUUAACCUCUUUUCAUACCUGCAUACUUGAACUUGUCUUUUGUGUGGGGGCCUUAAAAUUCAUAAUAGAAAAUGGGGGCAGUGAAAGGGAGGAAAGGAAAUUAUGUUGGAAGAUGCUUUGCAAAUUUGAACUCUUUAAAUGAACAUAUCACAAAAUGUUGUUGAGACCCAGGAUGUCAGUUAAGAACGUUUCUUGGCAACCUUGAUUUGCAUGCUAGUAUAUUUUCUUAGUUAUACAAUUUUAUUUUGGUAUUUGCUAAAAAAUAAAACAAUGUACUACCAUUAUAGAAAUUACCCCUAUAUAUUGAUACUUAUACUACCUCUUCUCUAGAGAAGACAGUCUGUCUUUAAAGGGAAAAAACACUUGUCAAUAAGUAGUGAUCAAAUUAUUACUAUUACGGCUCACCUUGCUGCAAAGCUAAAUGCAUAAAGUAUUAAAGUAUGCCUUCCCUUUAGAUUUUAAACUGAUUCCAAAACGCUCUUGGCACCCUUUCAUUUCUUCUAUGGUAGUGAAAUUGUCUUUGAAUUGUUCACAGUUUAUCAUGAGGCAAGGUUAAUUCAACAAAUAAGUCAUCAUUGGGAACAAAACAAACUGCAAGGGAACUGCCUUCGUGGGCAACUUGUUAGAAUAUCUGGCUCUAAGUCUAAAAGAGAGUAGGUCCAGAGACCUGAUAUUUAAGUGCAGCUGGUUUGCAAAUUCAAAUUAUUUUUGAUCCUUUACUUCUACGGUCACCCAAAGCCUGGCUUAGCCAUUUACGGGGUAAGGAUAUGUGUUAUCUUGGACUCCCAUGUAAUUGGAACAAACUUCAUAUCAAUGUUUCAAAUAGAUGCUUAUGUACCCCUUAUUCCUUUUAUAUUCCUGCCUUUGUCUUUUAGGACAAUGUUGCAUGUUGGUUUUUUAAAAAUUAUAUAAAACUCAUCCUUGAAUGACUAUAUGAAUGAAAACUUUAUAGGAAAUUAUAUAAUAAAAUCUGUUUUAUUAGUUUCUCAUACCUUUAAAUACUGUCGAUACUAUAACUAAGUUACUUAUUGAAGCUGUGUCUGUGGGGCAGAGAACAGUCCUCUUUUUUUAAAUGAUAAUCAUGAUCAAACCAGUCAAGUCAGUACAGUAGCUGUUAGACAAUAGGAUAACUUUUCUUGUUGACUUUAGCAGUCAAGUUAGUUAAAAUAGUAAAAGUGGUUUCUAUGGGCACACAGAGCUAAAGCAUUCAAAAAUUACUUUUUAAAGGUUUCUUCUUUUACUAAAACAGUCUUUCUCAAAUGAAAUACAUCCUCUGAUAGCAAUUAUCUCUGUCUACUUACAGAUGGCUUAAUCUCAAAUACCUCCUGUAGUUGAGGCAUAUUAUGAGAAGACUAGAAAGAAUCUCAUCAGAUAAUCCUAAGGGCUGUAACUCCUACUUGCCAUGAAAAACACAUAAAUAAGAGUGAAUUAGCAAUUGGUUUGGGGGAGUCAUAGUUACAUAUGAAACUUUCUUUUGUUUCUUUUGAUGUGUGUAAAAUGUUUGCAGAAGGGUGGCAGAAAAUGUUUCUAAUGGAUUUAGAGUGGUUUGGGGAAUACACUGAUACUUCCUCAUUUGAAAAUUAUAAAGAGUUAAAAUGAGGACUAUCUAAGAACCAGAAGUGGCUGGCCUCUAGCUUUUCAAUACUUUCUAAGUGUUCUUGGUUAUGUUUUGAACACUUAAAUUCUCAAAAAAUGGCUACGUCUAUGUUUGUGUAGGGGCCACUCUUGCCCUACUUGCAUGCCACUUUCACUCACUGUUAAAUGAAAUCAGUGUGGAUUCUGUAUGCAUAAGGGAUGUAUUAAAGAUGCGGGAUCAUUAACGCUAUAUUGUUGCAUACUAUUAUUCAUAUGCCUUACAAUAUUUUCUGGGACGUUAUUAAAAUGAAAGCAUUUUAUUGCCAAAAUAAAUCUAUGUUGUUACUUCUAAUCUGCAUUAGCAGUAGAAAAAUAAAUAAUGUAGCAAAAACAUAUAUUGUACAGUACAAAAUUAUAAAAUAUAUAUAUUUUGCCAAUAAUAUGAAAAUAGAUUGAGGAGAAAGAAGCACAUUUGUUAUAGCACAAACUUACAAAGAAAUCCACUGUUAAAUUUGGCAGUCAUAUUUUUUAAAAGUAUAUAGAUUUAGCUCUAAGUUUUAUCAGAUUUAUCUCAUCUACUAUCUUUUUAACUUGCUGCUUGAUGCUUUUCCAGCAAUUUAUUUCAUAGCCUUGCAAUCUGUGGAUGUAAUUUAUUUUAUUCCCUUCCAUAAAACUUAUUAAAUUUUAUUUUGUGAUAAGACUCAUACUAUAUUUUCUGUUCUUAUUUCUUCUCCUUCAAUAGCAACUACAAAAAAGUCACAGCAAGUGAGCUCACAGGGCUCCUCUGAAUUUUGGACAUGUUUGAAAUUUUUUAUAUUUUUCACAGCCUCAAGUCAGAAUGAUCAAUAACAAUGUCCCAGCAAAAGAAUAUUAGUUAGGGGUCCUUUAAUUUGUUUUGUACUGAAUACUAUUUUGAAACAUAAGUUAAUUCCAUUAGCUUUGUUUUUGAAGGGAUGGUGGGAGGGAAUAAAAAAUAGGUAAACUUAUUAACAUAAAACAUACUAAAAAUAAAUACGGCAAAAUGAUGUAAAAAGAUUUUCCCUACUAUUCUGAGGGCUGUUGAUAUCCCAGGCUAUUGCUGUAUCUCCAGCGACAAAGUGGAAUAAACAUUGCCUUUGGCAAAUAAUUUUUUCUUUUCUUUAAAUUUUAGUUAUUUGUUUUAAUAAUUUAUCCCCUUUUAUUUUUCUUAUGUAGGUAUGUGUAGCAUUCUACAAGGCAUGCUGGGUAAAAUAUACUAUGCAAAUGUGUACAGUGUUGCAUGUUUUGUUCUCCCUCUGCUUUAGUGGAUUUAAAGAAAAAACGUGGUGUUAUUUUUGUGAGCAAAAACAUUUAACAAAGAAAAUGCAGAGUGCAUGCAUAUAGUAUCCUAAUUUCUAUGGAUUUGUUUUAUGGAAUUUAAAUGUGAACAAAACAACUGCAUUAAUUUUUUUUUCUUUUGUAUAAUAAAUGAAAAAAACACAGAAA